Messenger RNA from Juglans microcarpa x Juglans regia, 799 nucleotides. Its product is annotated as early nodulin-like protein 1. The transcript is spliced from 3 exons. The coding region runs from base 56 to 592 and encodes 178 amino acids. Gene Ontology annotation, molecular function: electron transfer activity. NCBI's taxonomy places the organism in Eukaryota, Viridiplantae, Streptophyta, Magnoliopsida, Fagales, Juglandaceae. Gene Ontology annotation, cellular component: plasma membrane. The record is from RefSeq and is a predicted model, not a curated record.
CCUAAUACAACUCUACUUCUCUCAGCGUAUUUCAUUUUAGCUGUUAGGGCUCUUGAUGUCCAUGGCAGUUUUUUCAAGAGCAAUUCCAGCUUUUGUGCUCUUAUUACUCUACAACUUCUCUGAAGCUAGAGAGAUAUUGGUUGGAGGUAGUGCAGAUGGAUGGAAGAUUCCGUCCACUCAAUCUGAAUCCCUCAAUCAAUGGGCCGGAAAUUUUCGUUUUCUCGUUGGUGACUCUCUCGUGUGGAAAUAUGACAGCGGGAAAGACUCUGUAUUGCAAGUGAACAAGGAAGAUUAUAUGAACUGCAAUACAUCUAAACCCAUUGAAGAGUACAAAGACGGAAACACUAAGGUGAAACUUGACCGAUCUGGGCCAUUCUACUUCAUCAGCGGAGCUGAAGGACACUGUGAAAAGGGUCAGAAGUUGGUUGUGGUGGUUCUUUCUUCAAGACGCAGGUACACUGGCAUUUCUCCAGCACCUUCUCCUGUGGAGUUCGAGGGUCCGGCAGUUGCUCCGACUAGCAGUAGUACGAGUUUGCAAGGCAGUUUGAUGGUUGCGCUGUGGGUUUUUGCUUUCGGAAUUUUUUUGAUGUGAUUCCAAAAGAGGAAGAGGGUGGGUUGGGCGAUUCAUUGAUUACCAGCUUUUGAGCUUAUUAUUUUGUGGGGAUUCUUUUUUCAGACUAUACCCAACCAACAAUUGAGCACAUUUGUUAAUUGUUAUUCCUUGAUCUCUCUCCUCAGAGUAGCCUUUUUUACGUUUUCUUUUCGGCUUCAUAAAAAUGAGUUCAUAUAAAUUUUGCAA